This is a messenger RNA of Cuscuta europaea, 1208 nucleotides long. NCBI's taxonomy places the organism in Eukaryota, Viridiplantae, Streptophyta, Magnoliopsida, Solanales, Convolvulaceae. The record is from the annotation of a GenBank genome assembly.
GCUAAGGUGAUGGGAAUGCUCUUUGUCCAGAAAUCAGUCCAAGUUCAUCCAUUUCUUCCCUAUGCCAUUAAAUCUCUCAUGACCUCAUACAUAACUCUGUCUCUAUAAAUUAUUACCUCUUACCCUUUUGAAUUGGUUCAUUCUUUGAUUUAUUUACAUAAAUAUAUUUAUAUGUGUAUGUAUAAUAACUUUUGUAGUUAUUGCUUCAGAUCCCAGAAAUGUUAAACUAAAAAUAUCAAUUUCAUACUUAUAAAUUAAAAAAAAAAACUUGUAUAAUUAUGGAGUGGAAAAAGUGUUACUUGGAUGUGAUUUUGGUUCCUGUGGGGUGUUUGAUAUGUUUAGGGUAUCAUGUUUGGCUAUGGCACAAGGUUCGGACCCAGCCGCUCACCACCAUCAUCGGAACUAACGCCGCCGGCCGCCGUUUGUGGGUCUCUGCCAUCAUGAAGGAUAAUGACAAGAAAAACAUAUUGGCCGUUCAGACACUCCGGAACACAAUAAUGGGGUCCACCCUGAUGGCGACCACCUCCAUCCUCCUCUCCAGCGGCCUAGCCGCCGUCAUAAGCAGCACUUACAGCGUCAAAAAGCCGCUGAACGACGCCGUGUACGGCGCCCACGGGGAGUUCAUGGUGGCGCUGAAAUACGUGACCCUGCUCCUCAUAUUCAUCUUCGCUUUCGUUAGCCACUCCCUGUCCAUCCGGUUCGUGAACCAAGUGAACUUCUUGAUAAACUGCCCGCCGGACGACGCCGGAAUAGUGUGCCCGGAGUACGUGUCGCAGCUGCUGGAGAAGGGGUUUGCGCUGAACACGGUGGGGAAUAGGCUGUUCUACGCCGCACUUCCGAUGAUGCUUUGGAUAUUCGGGCCGGUUCUUGUUUUUUUGUCUUAUCUCACAAUGGUGCCUCUCCUUUACAACCUUGACUUUCUUUUGACCAAUGCUCAUAAAGGGAAUAGUAAUAAUGUCCCCAUUUCCUUGUAAUAAUAUUUAGAUAUAUCUUCCCAUUUGAAAAGUAGGUGAGAUUAAGAAUAAUGAAUGAGAUAUAAAUUAUUGAGGGUAUGAUGUGAAAAUAAUGAAAUAGUGUGUUGGAAUGAAGGAUAAAUCCAAAAAAAGUAGUUGUAAUAGUGUAUUAUUUUUAAAAUUAUUGAGAGUAUGAUAUGAAUAUUUACAAAUGGGAAGAUAUGAAUGUUAUAGCUAAAAAGGGAAAGUGAGAAG